ACUCCCUCUUCGCUUCCCCAUUUUAAAACUGAGUAAAAGCAUAUCCCCGGCCGCGGCAGAGUCCAUUUUGGUUCGGAAAUUGCGUGCGCGGCAAUUUACUUUUACCACUGGAAAUCUCCAUUCAAACGCCCGACGACGAUGUUCAUGAUGUUUCACACCCAACUGAAAAAACUAGAGCGAUUCAAAGUCCCGACCCCAAAACCCACGAUUCGAACUUACGAAAAGCUUAAUUACUUUCUAUGAUAUUUCUUUCCAUUUUUAAAAUACCCAAUUCUUUUCUUGUUAUAAAUAUGAUUGUAUCCGUAUGCCUCCCCAUAUCUUCCCUACUUUCCUCAAAACAAUUCAACUUCUCUUCUUUCGCAUUUAUAAUCUGCUUCGUUUGUUUUCUUGCCUUCUGCUUCAAGAGCUUCAGUAAGUUCAUCACCUGCCAUGGAGAAAAUCAUAGUUGAAAAUAAAGUGCAGCAGGUUAAGCUACUUGCUGCAAUCAAUGAUGAACAUGAUGGUGUUAUUGUGGAGUUGAGCGAGCCUAUGCACUCAGAAGACUUUGCUUCAAUGCUUAAAGCUUCAAUUGUUCAAUGGAGAAAGCAGGGUAAGAGGGGUGUUUGGAUCAAAGUGCCUAUUGAACUAGUCAAUCUCGUUGAAGCUGCAGUUAAGGAAGGGUUCUGGUACCAUCAUGCAGAGCCAAAUUACUUGAUGCUUAUAUACUGGAUCCCAGAGGGCACUCAUACUCUUCCUGCAAAUGCCAGUCACCGAGUGGGUAUUGCUGCAUUUGUCAUGAAUGAUAAGAGAGAGGUGCUAGUGGUCCAAGAAAAGAGUGGAAUAUUUCGGGGGACAGGUGUGUGGAAGUUCCCUACUGGAGUUGUUGAUGAGGGAGAAGACAUCUGUGUAGCUGCAGUAAGAGAAGUUAAAGAAGAGACAGAUAUUGAUACAAAAUUUGUAGAAGUAUUAGCAUUCAGGCAAAGCCACAAAGUAUAUUUUGGGAAGUCGGAUUUAUCCUUCAUAUGCCUGCUACAGCCCCUCUCCUUUGAAAUCCAGAAGCAGGAAUCAGAGAUAGAGGCAGCCCAGUGGAUGCCAUUGGAUGAAUAUGUAGCCCAACCAUUUGUCCAGAAAAGUGAAAUUAUGAAGUACAUGUUUGAUCUAUGCUUGGCAAAGGUAGAUAAGGACUAUUCUGGGUUUUCUCCAGUGUCUACUACAUCAAAUGUUUCAGAUGAAAAGGGUUACUUGUACGUGAACAGUCAAGACCUGAUAAAGGCAGUAAGCUCUGGUCAUCACAUAUCAACUUAGCCUGUGGAAUUAUACUCAGGAAAGAAUUCUAGUUCUGCAAUUUCAAUUUACGCAGAACAAUAAAAUGCUGUUAUUUUGAUUCGUUUGUUAGACAGAAAAAUAAAUUCUAUUAUUGUUUUAGUUCAUUAUUUGAUUCA
Messenger RNA from Hevea brasiliensis (rubber tree), 1421 nucleotides. RefSeq names its product nudix hydrolase 2. The record is from RefSeq and is a predicted model, not a curated record. The transcript has 9 exons. Gene Ontology annotation, molecular function: NAD binding; ADP-ribose diphosphatase activity; NADH pyrophosphatase activity. Lineage: Eukaryota; Viridiplantae; Streptophyta; Magnoliopsida; Malpighiales; Euphorbiaceae. The coding region runs from base 430 to 1284 and encodes 284 amino acids.